CCUCACGCCUCUGCGGCUCCAGCUGGCCGGUCCUAGCAGACCCUUCCUGGUCACCGCGCGGACAUGAUGGCUGUCCCGGCCGAAUGUGGCUACAUCCGGACCGUGCUGGGCCAGCAGCUCCUGGGACACCUGGAUAGCUCCAGCCUGGCCCUGCCCUCCGAGGCCAGGCUGAGGCUGGCGGGCAGCGGCGGCCGCGGCGACUCGGCGGCCCGGAGCCAGCGGAUCCAGGAGCAGGUGCAGCAGACUCUGGCUCGCCGGGGCAGGAGCUCGGCGGUCAGCGGGAAUCUUCACCGAACCAGCAGUGUUCCUGAGUAUGUGUACAAACUGCACUUGGUUGAGACUGACUUUGUUGGAAGGCAGUCCCCUGUCACUAGGGACUAUGACAUGCACAAGGCCGGCAUGACUGCCACUUACGGAAGUCGCUGGGGGAGAGGAACAGCACAAUACAGUUCCCAGAAGUCGGUGGAGGAGAGAACCUGGAGGCAGCCCCUGAGGAGACUUGAGAUCUCCCCAGAUAGCAGCCCGGAGAGGGCUCGCUAUGCACAGGGUGAAUACCAGUUUGCCUGGCGGAGCCAUGUGGUACCUGGUGGGCGCCUCACCUUGCCACGCUAUGCACGCUCAGAGAUCCUGAGCCUUCACCCGGCCGGCACAGCACGCAGACCACCCGGGUGUGGGUCACUUAGCGAUGCUGUCUUCGACAGUGGUCCACCCAACCCUGCGAUGCCCCCCCACCCUCCUGGCACCAGCCACAGCGCAGGCAGCCUGCUGGAGGAGACCGUGCGGGUGAGCCAGGCUCGUCAAAGCAGGACCGCCCGCUCCUCCUGGCCUCGAAGCUCACUCCGCAGCGUCCUGCGGGACCCAGGGGUGAUGCUUCCCACCGCGAGCCAGGCAGCUGUGGGCAGCGGGAACGCACGUGAGGACAGGAGCGCCUUCGCUGACGGCCAACUGGGGAAUGCAGACGUGGAGAUGACCUUGGAGCGAGCCGUGAAUAUGCUUGACGCAGACCGCGUGCCACUGUCCAGGAUCUCUGCUGCAGCCACUUUCAUACAGCAUGAGAGCUUCCAGAAAUCAGAAGCCCGGAAAAGGGUUAAUCAGCUUCGAGGCAUCCCGAAGCUCCUGCAGCUGCUCAAAGUUCAGAGUGAAGACGUCCAGCGGGCCGCGUGUGGGGCCUUGAGAAACUUGGUAUUUGAGGACAGUGACAACAAGUUGGAGGUGGCUGAGCUCAAUGGAGUGCCUCGACUCCUCCAGGUGCUGAAGCAAACCAGAGACUUGGAGACAAAAAAGCAAAUAACAGGUUUGCUCUGGAACUUGUCCUCGUGUGAUAAACUCAAGCAUCUCAUGAUAACAGAAGCCUUGCUCACCUUGACAGAGAGUGUCAUCAUCCCCUUCUCGGGGUGGCCUGAGGGAGACUACCCCAAAGCAAAUGGCUUGCUUGAUUAUGAUAUAUUCUACAAUGUCACUGGAUGCCUAAGAAACAUGAGCUCAGCUGGCCUUGAUGGGAGGAAGAUGAUGAGAAGAUGCGACGGUCUCAUUGACUCAUUGGUCCAUUAUGUCAGAGGAACUAUUGCAGACUACCAGCCAGACGACAAGGCCACAGAGAACUGUGUGUGCACUCUUCAUAACCUCUCCUACCAGCUGGAAGCAGAGCUCCCAGAUAAAUAUUCCCAGAGUAUCUACACGCAAAACCGGAACAUCCAGACUAACAGUAACAAAAGUAUUGGGUGCUUUGGCAGUCGGAGUAGGAAAGUAAAAGAGCAAUACCAAGACAUGCCAAUGCCAGAGGAAAAGAGCAGUCCCCGGGGCGUUGAGUGGCUGUGGCACUCCAUUGUGAUAAGGAUGUAUUUGUCCUUAAUUGCCAAGAGUGCCCGAAACUACACCCAAGAGGCGUCUUUAGGGGCUCUCCAGAAUCUCACGGCAGGAAGCGGCCCGAUGCCCACAUCAGUAGCUCGCAUGGUGGUCCAGAAGGAAAACGGUCUUCAGCACACCCGGAAUAUGCUGCACGUGGGUGAUCCCAGUGUGAAAAAGACUGCCGUCUCCCUGCUGAGGAAUUUGUCACGGAAUCUUUCUCUGCAGAACGAAAUUGCCAAAGAAACUUUACCGGAUUUGGUUUCCAUCAUUCCUGACACAGUCCCAAGUACUGAGCUUCUCAUUGAAACUACAGCCUCUGCUUGCUACACAUUGAACAAUUUAAUGCAGAACAGUUACCAGAAUGCACGGGAUCUUCUGAACACCGGAGGCCUGCCGAAAAUCAUGACCAUCAGCGCAGGGGAAGGCUACGCCCCCAACAAAGCCAGCAAAGCUGCCUCUGUCCUCCUGUACUCUAUGUGGGCACACACAGAGCUCCAUACGGCCUACAAGAAGGCUCAGUUUAAGAAGACAGACUUUAUCAACAGCCGGACGGCCAAAGCCUACCACUCCAUUAAAGACUGAUGAAGGUGAAACCAGACUGGAGAUGUCAGCUCCACAGUUCUCCACUAAAAAAAACAAAAACA
Molecule: messenger RNA, 2492 nt
Organism: Acomys russatus (golden spiny mouse)
Lineage: Eukaryota; Metazoa; Chordata; Mammalia; Rodentia; Muridae
Gene: Pkp2
Product: plakophilin 2
Exons: 13
Coding region: 64-2430 (788 amino acids)
Biological process (GO): heart development; desmosome organization; protein localization to plasma membrane
Cellular component (GO): cytoplasm; plasma membrane; nucleus
Molecular function (GO): intermediate filament binding; cadherin binding; molecular adaptor activity
Source: RefSeq, a predicted model, not a curated record